Messenger RNA from Miniopterus natalensis, 972 nucleotides. The record is from RefSeq and is a predicted model, not a curated record. Lineage: Eukaryota; Metazoa; Chordata; Mammalia; Chiroptera; Miniopteridae.
AUGAUCCUCUCCAUUGCGCAGACGGGGAAGCGGGCUCCUCUCGAAGAAUUCCUCGGCACCGUGCACGGUUCAGCCGCGGAGAGGCAGGCGCGGGCCCCCGGGACGCUGACUGUGGGGAGAGUGAAAUUCUUCCACCCCCACCGCGGGGAGGUCAACUUCUCCGCCUUCUCCCCGGAUGGCCAGACCCUGCUCACAGCCUCUGAGGACGGUUGUGUGUAUGGCUGGAAAACCCAGAGCGGGAAUCUGCUGUGGAGGUUGGGUGGCCACACAGGCCCUGUGAAGUUCUGCCGCUUCUCCCCUGAUGGCCGCCUCUUUGCCAGCACCUCCUGUGACUGUACCAUCCGCCUGUGGGAUGUAGCAGAAACUAAGUGUCUGCAGAUCUUAAAGGGCCACCAGCGGAGUGUGGAAACAGUCAGCUUCAGUCCUGACUCCAAGCAGCUGGCAUCGGGUGGCUGGGACAAGCGGGUGAUGCUCUGGGAGGUGCAGUCUGGCCAGAUGCUGCGCCACUUAGUAGGACACCAAGACUCCAUCCAGAGCAGUGACUUCGCACCCAGUUCAGACUGUCUGGCCACUGGUUCCUGGGACUCCACCAUUCGUAUCUGGGACCUUCGGGCAGGGACUCCAGCGAUCUUCCACCAGGAGCUGGAGGGUCACAGAGGCAACAUCAGCUGCCUGUGCCACUCAGCAUCCGGCCUGCUGGCAUCUGGCUCCUGGGACAAGACCAUCCACAUCUGGAAGCCCUCGACCAGAAGCCUGCUUGUCCAGCUCAAGGGCCAUGCCACCUGGGUGAAGAGCAUAGCUUUCUCCCCAGAUGGGUUGCAGCUGGCCAGCGCUGGCUACUCCCAAAUGGUCAAAGUCUGGGACUGCAACACAGGAAAGUGCAUUGAAACCCUGAAGGGAGCCCUGGAUGUGGCCCACGCCUGCACCUUCACCCCAGAUGGGAAACUCUUAGUUUCUGGAGCUGCUGAUUAG